GGCCCAAGCCCCGAGCGCCCCCGGAGCCCCGCGCGGCGGGCGGCCCUCGCAGAUGGUCGCCGCUGGGGUGCGCCACACCGCUCUGCUCCAGAGCCGAUGGCACCGCCGUGGCGUGUGGCGCCAACGACUUUGGCCAGUGCGACCUCCCUGCGCCGGCGGAAGGCCUGGGCUUCACGCAGGUGGCCGCUGGGGCAUUCCACACCGUUCUGCUCCAGAGCGACGGCACAGCCGUGGCGCGUGGUGGGAAUGGCGAGGGCCAGUGCGACCUCCCAGCGCCGGCGGAAGGACUAAGCUUCACGCAGGUGGCCGCUGGAAAGUCCCACACCGUUCUGCUCCAGAACGAUGGCACCGCCGUGGCGUGUGGCGGGAUUGGCGAGGCACAGUGCGACCUCCCCGCGCGGGCGGAGGGCCUGAGGUUCACGCAGGUGGCCGCUGGAGCACUCCACACUGUUCUGCUCCAGAGCGAUGGCACCGCCGUGGCGUGUGGCUGGAGUGAUGACGGCCAGUGCAACCUCCCUGCCCCGGCGGAAGGCCUGGACUUCACGCAGGUGGCCGCUGGAGCAUUGCACACCGUUUUGCUCCAGAGCGAUGGCACCGCCGUAGCGUGCGGCGGGAAUGGCGAGGGACAGUGCGACCUCCCCGCGCUGGGGGAAGGUUUGAGGUUCACGCAGGUGGCCGCUGGAGGACUCCUCACUGUUCUGCUUCAGAGCGAUGGCACCGCCGUGGCGUGUGGCUGGAAUAACGACGGCCAAUGCAACCUCCCGGCGCCGGCGGAAGGUCUCACUUACGUGCCUCAUCUCUUGCCCACGCUGCUCUUGCAGGCAUUUGUCGACGGCGACUCGAUUUGCUUCACGACGUUUAGUGGGGUGGAGCGUUACCGAUGUCGAGCCGCACCAGACGCUCGUCUAGCCAUCAUUCAAGAGCAGCUGACGGCCACUCACCAGGUGGGCAGGCAUGGCUUCGGACUCGUGCGAGUCGACGCCGUCUUGCCGGGGGGGCGACUACUGAGCGACGCGUCGGUCGCGGAGACCUUGGCGAGUGCCUUCGAGCUCGAUCCACAUUGAGACGCCGCGCAGCGUGUGGGCACAGACGCCAAAGCGUUUGCCGAGCUGGCUGCCGAAGCGGAAGCGGGUGCGACGAGUUGGAUGAGCAUGAGUUGUUCAAUCCGGUUACAUUGCCGCGCUAAAGCGCCGC
Molecule: messenger RNA, 1194 nt
Organism: Prorocentrum cordatum
Lineage: Eukaryota; Dinophyceae; Prorocentrales; Prorocentraceae
Source: the annotation of a GenBank genome assembly